Messenger RNA from Paramecium pentaurelia, 1304 nucleotides. The record is from the annotation of a GenBank genome assembly. NCBI's taxonomy places the organism in Eukaryota, Ciliophora, Oligohymenophorea, Peniculida, Parameciidae.
AUGAAUUUUUAUUCAGAAUUAAAGCAUAACAUGAGAUUGGCAAAAGCUGAUCAAGAAUACAAAAAAAGAUCAAAUGAAACUUUAACAAAAGCUUUAGAAGAAAAUAAAUUUGCUUGUGUUUGUCUUAAAGCUGAAAAAUUUGAAUUAGCAUUAAAACAUUUUGAAACUUCAUUUUAGACAAUUCAAGAACAAUUAGAAAGUACUAUUAUCAUCUAAAUUAAGUAUAAAGCACAAAUAUCUUAAUGAAUAUUGGCAAUUUUUAUGCAUAACAAAAGUAACAUCAAAAAGCUGUAGAAUAUUACAAGAGAGUUGUAAAUUAAUCCCCAUAUUUUGAUGAAUCAUAAAAAAUACCCAUUAUUCAUUUUUGCUCUAAGAUUAAUUCAUUUGAAGCAUUUGUUGAUGCACAUACCAAUCUUGCUUGUUUAUUAACAAAUUUAGAUAAACCAGAAGAAGCAUAUGAAUAUUGCUUAAAGGCUAUUCAACUUUAACCUAAUAAUUAUGAAGCUUAAAUAAAUUUUGGAGAUUUAUUAAGAUAACUUGGAAGAUAGAAAGAAGCAAUUGAUCAUACUUGGAAAUAAAUUGUCUAAAUUAGUGAUUAAGGAUAUUAAGAGCCUAAAAAAAUAGAUGUAAAAUCAAUUCCUAUUGAAUAAAAUGACUUAGUUAAUGUUAUUUGUAUGAAAUGGGGAACCAAAUAUGGACCAGAUUAUGUUAAUAAAUUAUAUAAUGGUUUUAAAAGACAUUGUACUAGAUAAUUUAACUUUAUUUGUGUUACAGAUGAUCCAAAAGAUUUAUAAAAUGGAAUAAUUACAAAAGAAUUAAAAAAGGGUUGGACUGGUUGGUGGGGUAAAGCAACUUUGUUUAUGGAUUAUUAUGAGUAUCCUCCUGGUAAAUUAUUUUUUAUUGAUCUUGAUAUGAUAAUAACUGGAAAUGUUGAUGAGAUUAUGGAUUAUAAGGGAGCAUUUGGAAUAUUAAAAACAGAUGAAAUUGCAUGUGAAAAAUAAAAUAAAAAUGGAUAUAACAGUAGUAUAGUUAUUUGGAAUAACAGAGAAGUUUUUAAAAGAAUUUUCACAGAAUUAGAUUCUAAUUGGAAAAAUAUAUAAAAAUUUAUAGUGAGAUUUGAUUUCUGGUUAGAGAUGAUUGUAGAAAAUGCAGAUUUCUUAUAAGAUAUAUACCCAACAUAAAUAUCUGAUUUUGUAUUUGAAUGUAAAGAAUAAGUACCUUAAAAUACAAGAAUUGUUACAUUUCCAAGAAUGCCAAAACCUGAUUCAUAUCCAGCAGAAUGGAUAAAAGAAAAAUGGAUAUGA